Cucurbita moschata (crookneck pumpkin) is the source of this 745-nucleotide messenger RNA. RefSeq names its product ethylene-responsive transcription factor ERF024-like. Bases 206 to 718 code for a protein of 170 amino acids. The record is from RefSeq and is a predicted model, not a curated record. The transcript has a single exon. Gene Ontology annotation, molecular function: DNA binding; DNA-binding transcription factor activity. Gene Ontology annotation, biological process: regulation of DNA-templated transcription. Lineage: Eukaryota; Viridiplantae; Streptophyta; Magnoliopsida; Cucurbitales; Cucurbitaceae.
CCAAGCUGUCUCCUCCAAUGGCUGCCACCCCAACCCUCAUCAGAACUUAGUUCAUCUCCAACUGGUCUGCACUCAUCUCCUCCGCCAUUUCCCCCUCCCUUUUUCUUCCUCCAUAAAUGCCUUCUCUCCAUCUCUUCAACCCCACCGCCCCUCCCCUCCUCCUCCUCCUCCUCCUCCUCACUUUUCCCUUCGAUUCACCUCCUCCAUGGCUACUUCCGGCCGCCACCCCAUUUACCGAGGCGUACGACGCCGCAACACAGGCAAAUGGGUGUCGGAAAUUCGGGAGCCCCGGAAGCCAAAUCGGAUUUGGUUGGGAACCUUCCCGACAGCUGAAAUGGCGGCUGUGGCUUAUGACGUUGCUGCCCUUGCUCUCAAGGGCCACGACACUCACCUCAAUUUCCCCAAUUCUGCGUCCUCUCUCCCUGUUCCUGCUUCACGUUCACCCUCUGAUAUUCAGGCUGCAGCCGCCUCUGCCGCCGCUGCGCUUGGUGCCGCAGCAGCCGCCAUCGAGGCAAGGAGUGGUUUUCACGGUGGCCGUAGUAAUGAUCCAGGGGAAGUGGGAAAUCAUUUCAUGGACGAGGACUUGAUUUUUGAUAUGCCUAAUGUUCUAAUGAAUAUGGCGGAAGGAAUGCUUCUUAGCCCUCCCCGUUUCAAUAAUCAUGGUGGCGAUGACGACGGAGCCGAUCAUGGUACCGGAAACCUUUGGAAUUUUUCCUAAGCAACAAAUAUACAUACAUAUAUAUAC